AUGGCCGACCGAGCAGAGCUGGCCGAGCCGUUGCUUGCUGGGGCUGGACCCGAAAAGGCCGAUAACCUAACGAUUCGAUCCGACGAUGAGUCUGGCGAUGGGUUUCUCGUUGCGCCUCCUGACCAGGACUCUAAGUGGGAACGGGGAUUGUACGCACCGCGGAAAACGUCCAGAGCUCCAUCCCGUCGCCGACUGCUCAUUUUUGGCUCAGCGCUCUUGGGGUUGCUGCUUCUCGGCUGCGGCGUAAUCAGGGCGCUUGCUUGGGAAACCUCGGUUCGAUGGGCAAACCAGUGGCUGCAUCCCGACGGCCCGUCCCCGGGAACAUCCUCUCUUGGCGACCAGUACCUUCUCGGUGUCGGAAAGGCGGAUAUCACGGGGCCUGUGGUCGAGGUUAACCUGAUGGGCUACGCAGACCCCAACCAGAUCGGCACCGGACUCCGACAGCGGAUCUACUCGCGGGCCUUCAUCAUCGGAAGCGUCGACAAGCCCGAGGAGAGGUUUAUUUACCUAGUGUUGGAUACCCAGUCCGGCGACACCGCUGUCCGAUAUGGCAUCCUCGACGGCCUCAAGGAGCUCGGGGCCUCGUACGCUGUGUACAACCACCACAAUGUUGCCGUUACCGGGACCCACUCGCACUCCGGACCUGCCGGAUGGCUCAACUAUUUACUUCCUCAGAUCACCAGCAAAGGCUUCAACAGUCAGGGGUACCGCGCUAUCGUCGACGGUGCUCUGCUGUCGAUCCGCAGGGCUCACGAGAGCCUCCAGCCGGGGUACCUGAGCGUUGGGACUACCAAAGUGCACGGUGCCAACAUUAACCGCAGCCUUUUUGCCUAUCUAGCCAACCCCGCGGAGGAGCGGGCGAGGUACAAUGUCAGCGCGGACGACGAUGGGUCCGUUGAGAAGGACUUGACCCUCCUCAAAUUCCAGCGGGCCUCAGAUUCGAAAAACAUCGGCGUCCUUACUUGGUUUCCCACGCAUGGCACAUCUCUCCUAGGAAACAACACGCUCGUCGCAGGCGACAACAAGGGCGUUGCGGCCUAUUUGUUUGAACAGAGCGCCCGGCAGGACCCGACGGCAGCCGAGGGCUUCGUAGCCGGGUUCUCCCAGGCCAACGUGGGGGAUACCAGCCCUAACGUUCUUGGAGCCUGGUGUGAAGAUGGUUCCGGGGAAAUGUGCAGUUUUGAGAACAGCACCUGCAGCGAUGGCAAAUCCCAGGCUUGCCACGCCCGCGGACCGCACUUCCGGGUCGAUAACACCGGCCAAAGCUCCUGCUUCGAGGUCGGAAAGCGGCAGUUUGAGCCAGCUCGUGCCCUCUAUAACCAACUCCAACGGAACCCAACCUCUAUCCAAGGAGGCGCGGUCAAGUCCUUUCACACGUUCCAUAACAUGUCUGGGUUCUCGUUCCUCCUGCCAAAUGGUUCCGUGGCCCGUACAUGCCCUGCCGCACUUGGCUACUCGUUCGCAGCGGGUACCUCGGAUGGGCCGGGGGCUUUCGAUUUUACACAGCACAACGGCAACGAGAACACCACAUCCCCAGUUUGGAAAGUUGUUUCUCGCCUGUUGAAAGAUGCAACACCCGAGCAACGAGCUUGCCACGGCCUCAAGCCGAUCCUCCUCGACGUUGGAGAGAUCCACAAACCGUACGACUGGACCCCCAACGUCGUGGACGUCCAAGCCUUCCGCGUCGGUCAGCUCUUCAUCGUCGUCAGUCCCGGCGAAGCGACCACCAUGUCCGGGCGACGCUGGAAAAAUGCCGUGGCCGAUGCCUCGGCCGCCCUCUUUCAUAACCCUUCUUCGUCUGCUGCUUCGCCCGUCAUCGUCCUCGGCGGACCCGCGAACAGCUACACGCACUACAUCGCCACCGAGGAAGAAUAUUCCAUCCAGCGGUACGAAGGCGCCUCGACGCUCUACGGCCCACACACUCUCGCGGCGUACAUCAACGUGACGCUAGCGCACCUUCACCACCUGGACGCCGAUGCACCACCGCCCCCGCCGCACGACGAGGCCGGGAUAUUCCCGCCGGACAACUCGGGCCGGUCGCUGUCCUUCAUCUCGCCGGUCGUGUAUGACGGGACCCCGCUGAUGAAAGGGUUUGGUGACGUCGUGACGGAUGUGGAACGGGUGUAUCGUCGGCGCAACGGGGGCGGGGUGGCCGUCAAGGCGGUGUUUGUUGGUGCAAAUCCGAGGAAUAAUUUACGGCUGGAGGGCACGUUUGCCGCGGUGGAGAAGCUGAGCCUUUUGAAUGGUGACGGGCAGGAAUCGUCAGUGUGGAAGAGGGUGCGGGACGAUGCGGAUUGGGCACUGGUGUAUCACUGGCGGCGGACGAACGAGAUUUUGGGCACGAGUGAGGUGGAGAUUGUGUGGGAACCGGAGGACUGGGCGGAACAGGGCGUGUAUCGGAUUCGGUAUUAUGGUGAUGCGAAGGGGUUGUCGGGGGAUAUUACUGCUUUUGAGGGGGCUACUUUGCCGUUUACUUUGGUGUAG
Messenger RNA from Dichotomopilus funicola, 2484 nucleotides. RefSeq names its product Neutral/alkaline nonlysosomal ceramidase. Gene Ontology annotation, molecular function: N-acylsphingosine amidohydrolase activity. Lineage: Eukaryota; Fungi; Ascomycota; Sordariomycetes; Sordariales; Chaetomiaceae. Gene Ontology annotation, biological process: long-chain fatty acid biosynthetic process; sphingosine biosynthetic process; ceramide catabolic process. The transcript is spliced from 2 exons. The record is from RefSeq and is a predicted model, not a curated record. The coding region runs from base 1 to 2484 and encodes 827 amino acids. Gene Ontology annotation, cellular component: extracellular region.